AUGCAGAUGCAGCGCUUCGUGCUCUGGGCCAUGCUGGAUGCGGACCGCCAACAGACCAUGGCGCAAUUCUACCAGAGCGAAGUGGUCGGCAAAUUCAAUCUGCUGAGAAUCCACGAGGCAGAUCCAUUAAACUUCUUAUUGCGUAUGGAGUGCACGGUCAAAGUGACGGAUGGACAAGAAAAUGGUCUGCGAGCUCGUGUGGAGACGUUGCUCAACACCAUGGAGCAGCUCUACUUGCACACGAGCUAUUCGUCUACCCACGCGCUCGUUAGACUUAUUCUUCAUCCGGUGGGGAAAAUAAUUAUUGGAUACGUGCAGCGAUUUCAAUACGCGCUUGCACUUGAUCCAAAGCGGCUUUCGAUUGCGGUAAGUGCUGCUGCAGCCGCUGGUCAACAUGAUGCGGCUAAAUUGCUGCUUCAGCACGGAUCGACUCAGCGCGUUCCAAUUGAUGCCGGUUCGUUCGCACAUGCAGUGGAGAGUGCUCCAGACGACGUUAGUCGAUUGAAAGUCGCCGAUUUAUACAUGAACGCAAAGGAGAACGGGCUCGUUUACAUAACGCAGGGCACAGACAGUAGUAUCGUCAAUUAUCUGCUGCAGCACGCCAUACUGGAUGGCAAUUUUAAGCACAUGAUGGAGCUCAUGCACGAGAUGCAGCUGUACGGUAACAUGGCAAGCAACCGAACAAAAAAAAUGCCGGAAUGUCCAACGAUUAUGGAGCUGAUCGACAGGUUCCCGAACGUCAUUCCACGCUCCGUACAUUCGUUCUCGCAAGGCGUGCUGUACAGUUUAUUUUCUGGAGACCUUGGGGUAGCGCUCGAUCUCAUGCGUGCAGCACUCCGGAACAAGGCUGUGACGUUGCGGCCGGAAAUCUACUCUCAGCUUUUGUACCCACUGCUCGCAGGCGGACAACGAGGCGGAGACGAAUCCAGUGAUGCCAGUGUGUUUGAUCGCUUAGAGGUGGAGCGGUGCUUCGACCGCCAGUACCCGAGACAGCGCACACACUUGAACUCGCUGGUUGUGAAUAUCUGUCAGUCCAACGACGACUUUUCGACCAUGCUGGUGUGUUUGGACCGCUGGCAAGCACAAGACCAUCCACCAAUGAGUCGAAGAGUAAUGAAGCGUGUGUUUGACGUGAUCUGGAAGCAAAUCCGGCAACUUCAAAAGGAACAUGACGAGAUUUUGCCCGGGACCGCUUUUAUCGUAGACGGCAUGGAGCUAUCGUAUUGGCCUUUCCUCGUACGGUACAGUAGAAUCGUGACUUGGGAUGCGUGGACACUUGAAUAUGCGAUUGUUCGUGCUCGUACAAGUGGCCUGCAUGCCGAUGUGGUUGCUAUACUGGCGGAGGCCGACUCACGGGGUCUGGUGCUGAAUAGCACUGCGUACAUCGUGUCGCUCUGCGUUUUAGAAGAGGUUGGCGAGCCCUCCGCCGUUGUCGCAUCUUGA
Phytophthora infestans T30-4 is the source of this 1443-nucleotide messenger RNA. RefSeq lists its product as uncharacterized. The transcript has 4 exons. The coding region runs from base 1 to 1443 and encodes 480 amino acids. Lineage: Eukaryota; Oomycota; Peronosporomycetes; Peronosporales; Peronosporaceae. The record is from RefSeq and is a predicted model, not a curated record.